Entamoeba invadens IP1 is the source of this 5988-nucleotide messenger RNA. Its product is annotated as protein serine/threonine kinase, putative. The transcript has a single exon. Gene Ontology annotation, molecular function: ATP binding; protein kinase activity. Lineage: Eukaryota; Evosea; Mastigamoebida; Endamoebidae. Gene Ontology annotation, biological process: protein phosphorylation. Bases 1 to 5988 code for a protein of 1995 amino acids. The record is from RefSeq and is a predicted model, not a curated record.
AUGUAUGCUUUUAUUAGUGGUUCGACAACACUUUUAUUUAUUUUACUAACAAUGACACUCUCAAUAACUUGUGAUCCUGGGUAUUUUUACCCUGGAGUUGAACAAGCUGGAUGCCAGCCAUGUCCCCUUGGUUGUUAUUGUCCAAAUGGAUCACCACUGCCUUGUAAACUUGGUUAUUACUCUACAGGUGGGACAACUAUUUGUACUGCGUGUCCCAAAGGUACUUACUCAUCAAAUAUAGCUUCAAGUUCUUGUGCUAUAUGUGAAGACGGAUCCUAUAAUUCGUUAAUUGGGCAGUCCUCUUGUUCAGCAUGUUCAGCCGGUACUUACUCCAAUGGAACUUCAAAAUCAAGUUGCACUAAAUGUCCAGCUGGUUAUUAUUCAAAAGAAGGUGCAUAUUCGUGCACUCUUUGUUCUAAUGGGUAUUUCUCUUCUUCUAGUGGACAGAGUAGUUGUUCGAGAUGUACUGCUGGCACUUAUUCAAAUGGAAAUUCGAAAACGACAUGCACGAAAUGUCCAGGUGGCACUUAUUCAAAAACUGGUGCUUCAAUUUGUACAAAUUGUACAAGUGGUUAUUACUCUAAUAUUGGUUCUAGUUCUUGCACGUUAUGUCCCGAUGGUUCCUAUAACCCAUCAAAAGGUUCUGAUCAGUGUCUUUAUUGUCCUGGUGGUACUUAUUCUUCAGGAAGUGCAAAAACAGCAUGUACUUCUUGUACAGCAGGAACUUACUCAAAAUCCAAUUCAUCAGAAUGCACCAAUUGUAGUGCAGGGUUCUAUUCCGACAAAAAGUCGAGCACUUGUACAUGGUGUCCAAACGGUUCUUAUAAUCCAACUGUUGGUCAAUCAACUUGUUUGAUUUGUCCAGCUGGAAAAUAUUCAUCUGGCUAUUCAAAGAUUUCAUGCACUUCAUGUGUUGCUGGGACAUAUUCAAAAGCCAAUUCAUCAAAGUGCACCAAUUGUAGUGCUGGGUAUUACUCCAGUGCAAGUGCAGCUUCUUGUACCUCAUGUAAAAACGGGUAUUACAAUCCAUCAACUGGUCAGUCUACUUGUUUGGCAUGUGGCGCAGGGACUUACUCCAAUGGAACCUCCAAAAUCAGUUGUUCAAAUUGUCCAGCGGGGUAUUAUUCUAAAACCAAAGCCGGGUCUUGUACUUUAUGUCCCAAUGGGUAUUAUAAUAAAGUAGAAAAACAAGGUUCGUGUUUGGCGUGUUCAGCUGGUUCUUAUUCAAAUGGGUCAGAUAAAUUAAGUUGUUCUCUGUGUUCUGCUGGUACUUUUUCUGCUGCAAAAGCGUCAAGUUGUACUUCGUGUGUGGAAAAUUAUUAUUCCCUUAAAAAUGCAUCGACUUGUCUUUUGUGUGUGAGUGAAAUAUGUUUUUCUUGUGUAAAAACAAAUGGAUAUUGCACUAAUUGCACAAGUGGAUAUGGACUCCUUUCGAAUGGAAAAUGUACACAAUGUCCUGCGGGAUAUUACUCACCAGGAGUCAAAAGUUCGUGUUCAAAAUGUGCGUCUUUAACUUACUCGAAUGCUGGUGCUUCUUCUUGUAAAAAGUGUAAUGUUCUGUGUAAAACAUGUAGUUCCACAACUGGUCAGUGCACGAGUUGUUAUAGUGGAUCUUAUGUUUCUUUAGGGAAGUGUGUUUCGUGUCUUGCUGGGUAUUAUUAUAAUGGCACUGCUUGUAUUUCGUGUCCAAUCACAACUUAUUCAAAAGCCAAUUCGACUAUUUGCACAACUUGUAAUACAUGUCUGACUUGUAAUAGUACCACCAGCUAUUGUCUAACAUGUAAAGUUGGUUUUGGGCUCUCUCAAAAUCGUUGUAAACAAUGUUCUAUGGGUUAUUAUAGUAAAUCAAAUGUUUGUACAAAAUGUCCUGUUGGAUAUUAUGCAAAUGUUGUGGGGAGUUCAACUUGUAAAUCAUGUGCAACUGGCUAUUUUGCAAACAGUACCGGAACAAUAAAUUGUUAUAAAUGUGAUGAAUUAUGUUCAACUUGUAUCAAAUCAAAUGGGAAUUGUAAUUCUUGUUAUACUGGGUAUAUUUUAAAAGAUGGUUUGUGUAUACAAUGCACUGCUGGGACGAAGGCAAAUCAAGUAACAAACAAUUGUGAUGUUUGUCCUGCGGGUACCAAAUCAACUGAAUCGUAUGACAACUGUGAAGAGUGUGAAAAUGGGUAUUAUUCACUUACCAAAUCCACAAGCUGCAAUAAAUGUUCUUCAACGUGUUUAACGUGUAAUAACACAAAUGGUAAAUGUAUUAGCUGUAUAAUGGGUUAUGGGUUGUAUUCAAACAACAAUUGUAUUAAAUGUAAAAAUGGGUUCUAUUCUAUUGAUUCGCUUUGUCAAGUAUGUCCCACAAUGACAUACCAAACUGCAACAGGGAGUUUUUCAUGUCUUUCUUGUAAUCAAACAUGUUCUUCUUGUGAUAAUAUUUCUGGGAAAUGUUUAACAUGUCGAGAGGGGUAUGAAUUGACGACUUUGGGGACUUGUACACCAUGUAAUGAUUUGUAUUUUUCAUUAGGAGGUAUUUCAAAGUGUACACGGUGUGACACGAGUUGUAUUUAUUGUUUUAGAGAGAGUGGGAAAUGUAGUGAGUGCGUAUCAGGAUUUAAAAAGGUUGUAAUCAAUUCAACCAAAAAUUGUGUACCGUGUUCUUUGAAUGGUAAUUGUUCCACUUGUAAUGAAGUCGAAGAAGAAGAGUCUCGAGUAUGUAUAGAAUGUGUUGAUGGAUUUUAUUUGGAUAACAACAAAUGUAAUAAAUGCUCUGAUAUUGAAAAUUGUGAAAAAUGUUCCACUCAGAGUAAAAAAUGUCUUUCUUGUUCUGGAGCAUUGAUUUCAGUUGGAAAUAUGUGCAUUAAUUGUGUUAUGGGAACAAUGAAAAGUGGAGACAAAACUUGCUCAAAUUGUUUUGAUAUUAUUCCUAAUUGCCAAUUAUGUGAAUAUAAUGUGAUUUCACCAAAGUGUUUAAAGUGUUUUGCUCCAUACGUUAUUUCAAACCAAAUGUGUGUUCUUGGUUAUUCAAAAGAGAGUCAUUUUGAUAAUACAUUUAAUAAAAGUGUUUUCAAUAAAAAUGGAUGUGUAUUUCAAGUGAAUGAUGAAUGUUAUUCUUGUAACAACAAUUACAUUAAAAAUGAUGGUAGUUGUAUUAUAAAAGACAAAGAAGAGUGUGUAUCUUACUCAAAAUCAACUUGUGAAAAUUGCAAGAAUGAAGUGAUUUCUACAACUGGAAACUGUGAAAUUUUUUCGACUUGUAAAUAUCAAUCAAACAGCAAAAUAGAAAAUGUGUGCAUUCAAUACAAAGAUCUUAUCUCAUACGGAAUAACUGAUGAACAUUGUUAUAUAUCAAAUAAUGGAUUCUGUUAUUCAUCUCAACAAGGGUUUUACACAUCUAUGAGCCUAAAUGGAGACAGUUUGAGUUGUGGAAUAGCCGCAGUGUGUUCCAAUUAUAAUGACACUAUAUAUAACUUAACAUGUCAAACAGGAUUUAUUUUAAAUGAAGAGUUAACAUGUAAAAAGGAUGAAAAAUGUAUGACCUUAAAAGGAAGUUUUUGUGUUGAAAGUUUGCCACGAUAUCAUAUUGAAAAUGGAAGUUGUGUAUAUAAUUCCGAAUUUUGCAAAAUCCAAAUGAAAGACGAAUGUAUUUUAUGUGAAGAUAAAUUGUUAGUAAAUGGUAAAUGCAACUCAAUUGAAAAUAUCAAUUGCAAAGAAUUCAACAUAAAAUGUCUUUCAUGUGAUGAUGAUUGUUAUAAAGACGUCGAUAGCUGUAAAAUAAAAAAUGAUACUUUUCCUUAUUGUGAAAAGGUGAGUGUAGUAAAUUCAUCUUGUAUACAAUGCGAGGAAGAUUACUUCUUAAAUGAAGGAAUUUGUUUUUCACUAAAAAACGGUUCUGAAAAUCAAUCAUCAGAACUUCAAAUUUCAUAUUUAAAUGUAUUAAAAGAAGAAGAAAAUAAAGAAAUAAUUAUUGAUAAUGAUACCAUUGUCGAUAAUUGUCAAGAAAGAAGUCGACUUGGUUGUCUUCGUUGUGACGAUGGAUUUUAUCUUUCACAUUUAAAGUGUCUUCCAUGUGAAUACCCCUGUACGUUCUGUUCCAAUUUAACAUAUUGCACAAAAUGUGACGAUUUUUCUUACACUUUAAAAGGUCAUUGUUAUGAAGUGAAUGAGCUUUUAAACACCUGUGAAAUUAUGAUGUCAACAUACGAAGGGUGUGUUCAAUGCAAAGAAGGGUAUUAUCGGUCUUUGAAUGGGAAGUUAUGCGAAAAAUGUGAUGUAUCGUGUAUCACAUGUUCUAAUGAAGGGAGUUGUUUAAUAUGUAAUGAAAGUUAUUACAGAAGACCAAACAACAUAACAAAGUAUUGCAAUCCACAAGAUGAACUUUUAAAUUGUUUAAAUUCAACAACUGAUGGUUGUGUUUUGUGCGAGAAAGGAUUUGUUCUCAAAGACAAUUUAUGUGAAAAGUGUAGUGUCAAUUGCACUAUAUGUGACACGACAUUUGAAUGCUUUGAAUGUGAAAUAAACAAUGUCUUGGUCAACAAACAAUGUGUUUAUUUCAUGUCAAUUGAUAAUUGUGUAUCCUCGCACAAUUCCCUUUGUAAUGAAUGUUCUAAAGAUUACAAAUUGAGUAGUGAUGGACUGGAAUGUAUUAAGAAGAUAAAUUAUGGUGUUAUUAUUUCAGUACCAAUACUCUCACUUAUUCUUUUAUUGGUCAUCACUUUUUUCAUUGUAUUAAUACCAGUCAUUGUUAUAUCCAAACGGAAAGAAAGAAAAAAGAAAGAACGCGUGUGUGUAUUUAAGAUAUCUCGUUCAAAUGUUUUAAUGAAUGAUUUAGACAACACGAUUCAAUCAAACAAAAAGUUGUUGACAUUUAAUACUGAAGAACAGCUUAUCCCAAUUGACACAGAGAGUCGUGAAUUAUUGUGUGUAGGAAACAACAGCAAAGGACUUUUAAAAGUGCAAAUCACAACUAAAACAAAUUGUGACAAAUACACCAUUCGUACUGUUCCAAAUCUAGUUACACUUAAACAUGGGUAUGCCUGUGAAUUUGAAAUCUUUUUGAAGCCUCGAUGUACAAUGAAACUAUGUGAUGAUAUAGUGAUUAUAUCUUUAAAUUUAAUCAGUGGUGAACAGCACACUUCUUCUUUAAAAAUCAAUGCAAACACUGAACAAUCGACUCGACUUGAUUAUGAUGAAUUGGUUGAAGAGAAGAUAAUUGGUGAAGGAUCUUUUGGUAUUGUCUACAAAGGGAUGUAUCGAGGAAAUUGUGUUGCAAUCAAAAAGAUGAAAGAGUCUAUCGAAUCAUCGAAACUUGAUGAAUUUUCAAGUGAAGUGAACAUGUUAGACAAAUUCAGGUGUAACUACAUUGUCCACUUUUAUGGUGCUGUCUUCAUACCAAACAAGGUGAGUAUGGUCACCGAGUUUGCUCAAUAUGGCAGUUUACAAGACUUAUUAAAGAACAAAAGUAAUUCAGAAAUCGACAUGAAAUUACGCAUUAAAUUUAUGUUAGACACAUCUCAAGGAAUACUCUAUUUGCAUUCAAAUGGGAUAUUACACAGAGACAUUAAGCCAGACAAUUUUCUUGUUUAUUCCCUCGACUUUAAUGACAAUGUGAAUACCAAACUGACUGAUUUUGGCUCGGCUAGAAAUGUUAACUUACUUCUAACUAACAUGACAUUCACAAAAGGUAUUGGUACACCAGUGUAUAUGGCACCUGAAAUACUCAAACAAGAAAAAUACACAAAAAGCUCUGACAUUUAUUCGUUUGCUAUAUCCAUGUAUGAAUGUUUUGGAUGGGAAGAUGUGUUCCCCAAGUCGAUGUUUCCUUUUCCUUGGAAAAUUGCAGAGUUUGUGAUAAAUGGUAGAAGGUUAGAAAAGAAACCUGUGAUGUCUGAUGCACUCUACAACCUUAUAACUUCUUGUUGGGAUGCCGACAAAUACAACAGACUGUCCAUCAACCAAAUUGUUGACACCUUAUCUUUAUUAUUCACAUGUGAAUCUUCAUAA